CUUCCUUCACUACACGCUCAGCUGCUGUGUGUGUGUGAGAGAGAGAAAAAGAAUGGGUCGAGGUGGCAGCUAAAGAACUGAAACACAUACUCUGACGCGUUAAAUCCUGCUCUGUUAAAACCGAGAUCACUUCACGAACCUUUUAAACAACCCGGAAUCACCAGACCGGAAGUGAGGAUCUCUGUGGAAACUGGUAGGAAACCGACAUGCGCUUGGUCACGGAACUUCCUUCUCCACACAGCUUCGAAGCUCUGAUAUUCUGCGUAUAAUCACUAAAGUGUCCUGAUUCUUUACACCUCUUAUAAUGAAGUCAGAGUCCAGACGGCGCUCUUUAGGAAAAUCUCCACAGACUCCUGCUGCUACUGGCUCAAAGGUAAAGUUUAGUCAUGUGUCUGAUUUCUAUUUUCAUUUUUAAACUCCGGAGAAUUAAUUUAUAGUUAAGUAACCAUUACAACACUAUAUACAACAAGCAGAAAACGUCCCAGCAAACAAAGUGCAUUGUGAUGACGUCACCAUUUAGUCUCUUUUCAUCAGCAUGAUAUUACUUUGACAACGUUGUUACCACGUCUUGGUCAAGUUGCCAUUUGGAUAUAAUAUGGGAAAUUUACUAUAUAUAUCAAAACAUUUUACUUAAGUAAAUGAAGCGACUUCUGAAUUUUAUUAUCUUUUGAUAUUGUUUGUCAUACUUCAAUGGCAAAUAUCUGCCAGCAAAAGGGCAAUUUACAACAACUACCAAACAUUUUGCUUAGAAAAUGGUGAUUUUUCAUAAUAUUAUAUCAUUGUGAAUGGAAGAUUUUUUUUAAGGAAGGCAUGAAACUUCUCUGUGAAGUUUAAACUGUUAGCAGCGCACAGAAUCGGAUUUUUGGAGUACUGCGGAUGCACCUAAUUUUGCCAGUAACCACCAAUUUUCAAGGGCAGACAGACUCUGAGGAAAAGGUAAGCACUAUCAAUCUAUCUUUAUUCAUAAAUUUUGCCCAUGUAAAGUUUGCCACUCUAGGUGUGGAAUAUGUUGUAUUUUUGUCUUUAAAACUCAAUUUCGGAAUUAAAUGCCCUGUUUUGUUCAUUUGCACACGAACGAGAGACUUGUGAAAAAUAAAAAAUGAGGUCAAAAAUGAGAUUUGUACUUCCCUUUUAGCUUUAAUUUGGCCACUUAACGUGAUGAACUAAACUAUUAUCAGGUCUUCUAAGCUUCAACACUAGUUGAGUGUUAAUUUUACAUUAUGACUGUGACCGGAACUAUCUGUUUUAUAAAAAAAAAAGAAAAAAAAAAGCUUGUGCUCAUAAAAUUUUUAUUUUGCUCUUAGGUUUUUGUAAUUCGUAGCACAAGAGCUCCUUUAAAAAUUUAAGUGUAGUAUCUACCCUAAUGUGUAGUUAAUUUCUGUAAAAUAUACUUUUCAUUUUCAGCAGCAGGACCAGAGACAUGACCAAGAUGAUGAGACGUGUAUUUUUUGAAGAAUAUGGCUUUUUCUUUGGUUACAUUAAUUUAUUAAUGUAUAUGCAUAAUUAUAAUCUAUUAAUUAAAAUAUUUAUUAAGUAUUUUUUUUUGUUCUGCAUAUGAAUUUGUUGGUAAGACUACAAAAUAAUUGUUUAGCUUAAUGGUUAUGUAUUCGCUUAGUAAGUUUGGAAAAAUUAUAAAUGUAAUUGAUGUUAAUUGAGGCACAGGUUUUUCUUAUGACUACGUUUUGAGAUGAUGGGUCAAAUAGAAAUUCCACAGCAAAUACCAUUUAUAAUUGCAUUGUUUUAAUUGCUUCCACCAAAACAAUUUCCAUUAAAAACAUUUGAAUAUGAAGGCAGGGAAUGAAAGUCAGUCCUAUAUGGGUUUCAAAGUAAACAAAUUAGCUUGCUGUCCUUAAAGGAAUAGCUCGAGAAUCACAUAUCCACCCCGACCAAAGAAGUGAGAUGUUAGAAAUAAAUGUGAAGUUGAGGCUGAAGAAUAGUCAUGGAAGACAGAUGUACCACUGCUCAGAUUGUGGGGAGAGUUUUACUAAAAGUCAUCUCAAAAAUCACAAGCGGAUCCACACAGGAGAGAAGCCGUAUCACUGUGGACACUGCGGGAAGAGUUUUACUUGUCAGAGUCAUCUCCAACGACAUGAUCGUAUUCACACAGGAGAGAAGCCAUAUGACUGUGGACAGUGUGGGAAGAGUUUUACUUGUCAGAGUCAUCUCCAACGACAUGAGCGCAUUCACACAGGAAAGAAGCCGUAUCACUGUUCCCAGUGUGGGAAGAGUUUUACUCAUCACAGUACUCUCCAACGACACCAGCGCAUUCACACAGGAGAGAAGCCAUAUCACUGUGGACAGUGUGGGCAGAGUUUUACUCAUCACAGUGCUCUCCAACGACACAAGCGCAUUCACACAGGAGAGAAGCCGUAUCACUGUGGACAGUGUGGGAAGAGUUUUACUCGGCAGAGUCAUCUCCAACAGCAUGAGCGCAUUCACACAGGGGAGAAGCCGUAUCACUGCUCACAGUGUGGGAGGAGUUUUACUUGCCAGAGUUAUCUCCAAAUACAUGAGCGGAUCCACACAGGACAGAAGCCAUAUUACUGUGGACAGUGUGGGAAAAGUUUUACUCGUCAGAGUUAUCUCCAACGACACCAGCGAAUUCACACAGGAGAGAAGCCGUAUCACUGCGGACAGUGUGAGAAGAGUUUUACCCAACUAUGUGUUCUCCAACAACAUGAGCGAAUUCACACAGGAGAGAAGCCGUAUCACUGCUCACAGUGUGGGAAAAGUUUUAUUCGUCAGACUCAUCUUCAACAACACCAGCGUGUUCACACAGGAGAGAAGCCGUAUCUAUGUGGACAGUGUGGGAAGAGUUUUACUCGUCAGAGUACUCUCCAACAGCAUGAGCGCAUCCACACAGGAGAGAAGCCGUAUCACUGUGGACAGUGUGGGAAGAGUUUUACUUGUCAGAGUAAUCUCCAACGACAUGAGCGCAUUCACACAGGAGAGAAGCCGUAUCACUGCUCACAGUGUGGGAAGAGUUUUUGUGACCAGGGUGCCCUCCACAGCCACCAGCAGAGUCAUAGUGGACAGAAGCCGUCCCUCUGCAGACACUGUGGGAGGAGCUAUACUUGUUCAAGUUCAUUAAGGACACACAAGUGCUCUAACAUAAAGCCAUCAGAUCUUAACCUGUGAAUUUGUCAAAUUAAGAUACAUGUUUUAAUAUAAAAUUUUUAAAAGUGAGGUAAAGAGACAUAAAGGCAUUCAACUAUAAUAUUAUAUAUACUGGACACCUUUCUAAGCCAACCGAUGAUGGUUGUGUUUACAGGCAAUUUGAAGAGAGAAUUCUUGUCCAAAUUGUCCAAUAAAAUUCACCUGUGGGAUAUUUUAUGAGUUUAUUCCUCAAAUUACAUUACUACCAGUUUAUCCAUCAAUAGAUUUUGAAUGAUGCUAUUAUAUGCUGGGCAAAAUCCACCAAAAGGAUUAUAGUAUAACAGGCUAAAUAUUUCAGAUAUCACAGCAUAAAUCCGAUGCACUGCCUCACAGCAUUGCCGUAUUCUUAAAUUUAAUCCAGACCAAAGGAUUCUAAUAGUGUUUAAAUAUUGAGACAGAGAUAAGCAACUGCAAAACACUGAUGCUGUGUUGCCAUGUUAGACAUUCAGCAAAGAUGAUCAGGAGUCUGAAUUGAUCUUCACAUAAUCUCUUUAUUGUUCACUUUGAUUGUCUUUAGAUCACCAACAGAAAUAUCAAAAUGUCUACAUCAGUCUAUUCUACAGAGUGAAAAGACCUUGCUUAUGUAGAAAGGACAGAAAAGAGAAGGGAGGGGAAAUAGAAAAGAAGGAAGUCUGGGGAAGGGAAUGUUAUCAUCUAUGACCUUGGUGUGUUCAGUCGCAAAGAUCCAGUGUACCAAAAAAAACAUACUCACAGUCAUAUACAGAGACAGCUAUUGAUAUAAACCUGUUGUAACAAAUGUUAAAUAUUGUUACGUUCUGGAGUCCUGAAUCUAACUGUACUAUCAUCAAGCUAACAGAUGGUGUGUGAUGUACAUAAGGCACAUUUAACAUAAAGUUAACAUUGUUGAGUGUUUGUGAUCUUUACUCACCAAGAAAUCUAACUGCUACUAACUAUUAAUGUGUGUGUGCAUGUGUGCAGGGGCGUAGCCAUCAUUUCAGAUGUGGGGGAUGUCAAGGGUAUUCUUUUUUCUGACCUUAUGUCUAAUUGAUGGGCUUUAUCUCUUUUUGUCCUUAUUGACUUAAUAUGCAAUUUAUGAUUCUGUACUUGCAUGUUAUAUUGUAUAUUGCACUGUAUUAUUAAAAUAUUGCAAAUUG
This is a messenger RNA of Ictalurus punctatus (channel catfish), 4271 nucleotides long. Its product is annotated as zinc finger protein 431. Gene Ontology annotation, molecular function: RNA polymerase II cis-regulatory region sequence-specific DNA binding; DNA-binding transcription factor activity, RNA polymerase II-specific. Gene Ontology annotation, cellular component: nucleus. Gene Ontology annotation, biological process: central nervous system development; regulation of transcription by RNA polymerase II. The transcript is spliced from 4 exons. The record is from RefSeq and is a predicted model, not a curated record. Lineage: Eukaryota; Metazoa; Chordata; Actinopteri; Siluriformes; Ictaluridae. Bases 1900 to 3138 code for a protein of 412 amino acids.